Messenger RNA from Lachancea fermentati, 705 nucleotides. NCBI's taxonomy places the organism in Eukaryota, Fungi, Ascomycota, Saccharomycetes, Saccharomycetales, Saccharomycetaceae. The record is from the annotation of a GenBank genome assembly.
AUGAGUAGCAACACAAACGACAUCCCAGGCAACUUCAAAUCGACUCUUCCUCCACGGAAGAGGGCGAAAACCAAAGAAGAAAAGGAACAGAGGAGAAUCGAGCGGAUUUUGAGAAACAGAAGAGCGGCGCACCAAAGCCGGGAAAAGAAGAGACUGCAUUUGCAAUUUCUGGAGAAAAAGGCGACGAUUCUGGAGCGGAUCAUCUCACGGAUCGGAAUCGAGGAGAUUGCGAAUCGUGACGAAGGACUGCGGAACAUGUACGGGGAGUACCAGUCGUUAGUUUCGGAAUUCGAUCCCCAGGCGUCACCGGCCUCUCCCUCGUCACCCCCUUCCAAGAAGUGUGGAGCGGCGACCGAUAUUUCUUCUGUGGGCGCAUCGACGUCCUCUGUACCUAAUUCGGCGAUGUCCACGCCUCCUUCGCUGGUUCCUGGCUCUCCGUUGAGCCAGCAGGAACUGGAGACUGAGGCUGGUGCCGACGUGUCGUUGGGACCUGAGUUCAUCCCGGUGACGGCUUUGAAACAGGUGGACUUCGAUACAAGCUUCGACAGUGGGGUUCCCGGUGCAGACAACUGGAAUCUUCUGCUGACAAAUGACAACGACUAUCAAGUGUAUUCGAACGAGGACGAGUCUCCCAUCAUGGAGAUGACUGAUAAUUCUUGGGCCCUUGACCAUACGCGUAAUCCAGCCGUGAUUACUGUAAUUUAA